Messenger RNA from Quercus lobata, 2684 nucleotides. Its product is annotated as agamous-like MADS-box protein AGL62. Lineage: Eukaryota; Viridiplantae; Streptophyta; Magnoliopsida; Fagales; Fagaceae. Gene Ontology annotation, molecular function: protein dimerization activity; DNA-binding transcription factor activity, RNA polymerase II-specific; RNA polymerase II cis-regulatory region sequence-specific DNA binding. The record is from RefSeq and is a predicted model, not a curated record. Bases 1522 to 2121 code for a protein of 199 amino acids. The transcript has a single exon. Gene Ontology annotation, biological process: regulation of transcription by RNA polymerase II.
UUUUGGAUUUUUUAGGUUUUCUCUUGUUUAAAUUACCAUAUUAUUACACAUUUAAACAAUAAAAGAGUAAAAAAAGUAGACCUAUUAAUGUAAUUUUACACAAUUCACAAACUCGGCUAGGUUAAUAAAACCCAACUAGGUCACACGGAUUGCUCAAACCCACCGGGUUGCACUAGUUUUGACCGGGGUAUGUACUGUUCUGAUCCAAUUGAUCACCCAGCCCAGUCUAUGUGCUGGGUCACCGGUCUGAUUGGCUGGGUCAGGCCGGGUUUAAUAACACUCAUACAUGUGUUUGUAGACCAUCUCAUAAGAUACUUUACCAACCCCACAGUGGACCCCACUCCCUCUUCAUUUAAAUAUUGAAGGUUUUCCAAGUAAGGAAAGUUGUUUGUAAUAUUCAAAAAAUUAGUUUCAUGUGUUUGGAGACCAUCUCAUAAGAUACUUUUUCCAACCCCAAUGGUCCUCUUUUCCCUCUUCAUUUAAAUAAGGAAGGUAUUUCCAAGUAAGGAAAGUUAUUUGUAAUCCUCACAAAAUCAGUUUCAUGUGUUGCAGACCUUCAGAAUUGGGUGUGAAUGCUGCUUGAUUGACAAGAAACCUGACUUGGUGCUUCUAUAUCACAAUCUCAUGGCAAAAAAUGUUCUCAGUGCCUGGGCUUUCCUGUCAAGUACCUGAAUAUAGUAACGUCGAAACAAAUCUAUAUAUACUAACAUCAAAAUAAACCAACGUAAUUCUCAAUGGCUAGGCUCAUAAUAAGAUAACUAUUUUCUUUAAGGGAUUUCUCAAGUUUGGUUGCUUAGGAGUAUGGAGCAUUAGGUGCUGUGUAUGGACUGUAGUAAUGUCUGUGUUUUGGGUCUAAAAUGAUGUCAGCCACAUCAGUCGAGUCUUUCUAUAGUAAUAACUAUUUUAUGUUCUAAUUUAUGAACUUUUUGUCUUUCCAAAAACCUGAUGCAUUAAAGAAUUUCCCAAGUCGGGCUUGCUCAGGAGCAUUAAAUUAGUGUGUAUGAACUGUUGUCACGGUUGUGUUUUGGGUCCUAGUGUGAGUUGGGCUACAUUGGUACCGUCUUCCUACAAUAAUAACUAAUUUAAAUUAUAAUUUAUGCACCAUUUAUCUUUCUAAAAACAUUCAGACUAUUCAAAUGAAGUGACAUUAAAUUGGAAUUACUCAACUCUUUAGAUAUCUUUGGUAGUCUUAUCCUGGAAUUAACUCCCUUUUCUGUUCAAAUUACUCUUAGUCAAAUGUACUUUUAGUACUCCGAUUAAGAACUUAUGUUACGAUAUUUGAAAUUUACAUUAUUUGUCCUCAAAAAUGAUAAGAUUUUCUUGAGAAUCACAAAGGUUCUAUAUGGAAAGAAAUGGGGACCACCUGUCAGAAAAUUGAAUAGAUUUGAGAGUUGGUUUCGGCAUUAAAGCCCUAUAAAACGCGGUGUCUCUCCAAGGUAUUUCUCAAGCUUCUAUACUUAUCCAAAAAAAAUUAAGUAUUUUGCAAGCUUCUCAUAGUUCUAUUAAGUGCAGGAAGAGAGCAUGGGGCACAAAAAGACUCAAACAAAGAUGAUUCAAGGAGAAGAUGAAAAGCGAAUGUUGUUGUCAAAACAACGAUCUGGCCUCUUCAAGAAGGCCAGUGAACUUUGUACCCUGUGUGCCAUUGAGACAGCCUUUGUCAUCUUUUCCCCUGAUGGCAAGGCCUUCUCCUACAGUAUCCCCUCUGCUGAUGUUGCAGCGAACAGGCUUGGCCAGCCUGAUGCUUGUACAAUUCAGGAAGCAGAGGCUCACCAUGAGAGAGUUCUAUGCGAGCUGCGCAAGAAGUAUUCUGAUCUGGCUUCUCAACUGGACACUGAAAAGAAGCGGGGGGAGAAACUGAAGCAGAUUAUGAAUGAAACCUCAGGGUGCUCCAGCUGGUUCAGUACUCCGUCUAGUGAACUCAGCUAUGAGGAGCUGCUGAUUCGGCAGGCAGCAAUGGAGGAUCUUAAGGGGAAGCUAACCAAGGGAAUAGAGGAGAGGCUUGCCCAGACUUCUGCUUCAUCUGCAGCCAUCAACACUGCUGGAGCUACUGAUCCCCUGGGUACUGAUGCAUCUGGGGGUAAUUCUUCUCUUGAUCCUCACGGCCGUAUUGUAGGCCAUUAAUCAUGGUGAUUCUGAAUAAGGUGAUGGAAGAGAGUUUGACUGGACUGUUUUUUUGUUUUAGGCUUUUUCAUAUUUAUUUAAUAUCGUCAAGUCACUCUCUUUCUGUCUCAGAUGCUUUUUGCUUUGACAGCUGGAUACUCUGUAUUCAAAUUCUGUUUUAAGUUAUAAUCUUGUUUUUGUUGAAGAAUAUGUUGUGAGAAAAAUAGAUGCUAGUUAUGGAGGCAUUAGGCAAUGACAUCAUGCUAUGUUAGCAUUUUUAACUGGACUUUGCUUUUUCUUUCCCUUUGGUUUGUUCCUUUUGUGCUUCUCAAGUGGUUAGUAAGAUCUCUUGAGAUUGGACCACUCUUGUCAAGGAGGUCAUAUCUUAUGUGAUUGUCCCAUAAGAUAUUAUUCCCUUAUCAAGGCACCUAAGUACUCUAUUUGAGGCUUUAUAUGGUUCUCAUUUCUAUUGAAAGGAAAGAUGGGUGUAAGACCCUAUUAGGUACUGUGAUGAAAUUAUUAUGUUCAGGAAUCAAGUAAAAUUGCUGAAUGAAGGUUAGUAAUAUAGUUUCUAGGUUGUGUGA